Molecule: messenger RNA, 1800 nt
Organism: Eupeodes corollae
Lineage: Eukaryota; Metazoa; Arthropoda; Insecta; Diptera; Syrphidae
Product: FGFR1 oncogene partner 2 homolog
Exons: 2
Coding region: 333-1343 (336 amino acids)
Source: RefSeq, a predicted model, not a curated record
AAUGAAAUUUAUCCACAAAAGAAGCAAAGAAGAAAUUUCCACUCACAAAAACAGCAAAGAAAAUAUUUUUUUUUGUUUUAAUUACAAACUAUUUCCCCGUUUACCAAUUUAUUUUUAAAAUAGAAUUAAAAAAGAAAUAUUUUCUCCAUUUCUUGAACGUGAACCCCGAGAGGAUAAUCGAAUGAAUCCCUAACAAAAGAACAUUACUAUUUUCAAAAAUAAUAAAACAAGAAGAAAAUCAUUGAAUCAUUACAAAGCACUGCGUGUGCUAAAGCGACUUUCAACAAGAAACCAAGAAAAAAUUACAUCUUGCAAAAUAUCUGCAAUAAAUCAUGGCUAAUAUUACCGUUGGCCAAAUAAUUGUUGACGCGCAACGUAUGGCCAGCCGAAUCAAGGACUUGGAAGUCUUGAGCGGUGGCCUACUGAUGGAGGCAGAGGGCAAUAAUAGACAUUUGGAGGCAAUGAGAAAGUUUCAAGAUGACUUGGACUCGUUGAAUCGUAUUACACGUGACAAAUCUAACGCCGAUAUGGUCAAUCGGAUAAACGUCCAGAACCCGUGCAUAAGAAAAGUUCGCGAGGAAAAUCGUGAGCUUAAAGCUUGCCUGGAGGAUCACGAAAGGGCCUUGGAGCUCAUAAUGCAUAAAUAUCGAGAGCAUACACAGAGCAAGGUUCUCACAAGUCAAAUCAACUUCAAGGAAAUGUACAACGAGAAUCUGUGGAAAAUAAUCCGCGAACAGGCAGACAAAAUCACGGAAAUGGCCGCAGUUAUGCAGCGAGCCGCCUCAAUUGAUGACGACGCUAUGUACAAAGAAAUCGAAUUGCUGACAAAACUAAAGAUCGAAAACCAGAAUCUAAGGGAAAUGCUUCAGAUCUCGAAUAAAUUUGAUUCAACUGGUAAACUUAUAACCCCGAAUGCGCAUCUGCUCGAGGACAAAGCAAUUCAAACAGAGAAUGCCAUGUCCAUCAGUACAACAGAAUCAGAUCAUGAAUCAUCGUCGAAGACUUGUGCGAAUGUAGCUAACAAUAAUAACACCCCCAAUAGCUCCACCAGUGAAGACCAAAUUAUAGUCACACAAUCUUUGGAAUCGAGUGGCAACAACAACGUUGUGGCGAUAGCAAAUACGCCACCGUCGCCCAAUGCGGCCAUAGACAAUUCCAUCAUAGCAAAUUCAACGGCCUCAACCAUAACUGCGGCCGUCAGCAAUCUCGAAAAGAGCCUAAAAAACACCCUGAAUAUGUCCAACAGCAGCAGCAGCAGCGAUGACAGCCGAAUCGACGUGCAACAGAAUUCUGAAACACCAAAUAAUCCAAACAAUGUAAUCACAGCUGCCCCAACUACGUGAUAGAAAGGAACAAGUCUAGAACAUGCUUCAAAUUUACACAACACACGCUCCAUCUCUCUUGCUUAUUAAUUAAUUAAUUAAUGAAAAAAACAACAACAACAAUGAGUUAAUGCUUUUUAAUAUUUUGUAUUCUUGAAUUUAUCUUAAUCUUUUUAUUAUAUCGCAAUUUUUAAGAGCGAUGAGUUUCUUGUGUCUUCAUUUAGUAUUUUUUAACCCUCUACUGUAAGCAAAGACAAAUUUGAAUCAGUUUUUAUUUUUAAUUACAUUUUUUUGACUCCAUAAUUAACUUCUAUAUCGAGGAAGUGGGAAAUAAGAAAUAAUUCCGAGAUAUUUAGGAGUUCAUUGAAGAGUGCAGCGGAAGAGACCAAUUUGAACCAUAUUUUCUAGUUUAUUUGUUUUAUAUUUUAUUUUUCCGUAGCCUAAGUUAAAAACAAAUAUACACAUUUAAAAAGUUUUA